Molecule: messenger RNA, 1281 nt
Organism: Brachypodium distachyon (stiff brome)
Lineage: Eukaryota; Viridiplantae; Streptophyta; Magnoliopsida; Poales; Poaceae
Product: proline-rich protein 36
Exons: 3
Coding region: 1-918 (305 amino acids)
Source: RefSeq, a predicted model, not a curated record
AUGGGGCCGAGCGUGCUAGGUCUUCCCCCGACCUCCGCCUCCUCCAUUCUGCAAGAGGACGCCCUGCCCCACCGUGAGUCCCCUCCUUGUUUUUUUCUCCCUCCCCCUAAUUCCCUGGCCGCCCAGCUUCUCCUCCCCUUCUACUUCUUUCUUCCUCCCGUAGCUAGUUUCCCUGGCCGAUCCCCUUGCUCUCUCUCGGUUUCCUCCCAUGGGCGCUGGAGCCCUGCUGCUCCCUCCUCCCUUGAGCUCCCCAGGCGCCUCCCUCCUCCUAGCACCCUCCCUCACGAGCUCCUCUCAUGGCGCCCUCGAAGCUCCCUCUCCCCGCGCCUUCCUCCUGCGACCCCCUGGCCACGCGCGCCACCGGCGCUGCCUCUCCCCGUCGGCCGCGCCGGCCUCGCGCCCUGCGGCUCCCUCUCCACGCGCGCCGCCGCCGAGCUCGCCGCCUCUCCACCUCGCCGGCGCCGCCUCUCCCCGACGCCCGCGCCUGCCCGCGCCUCUCACCACGCCGGCGACCACCUCUGCGCGAGCUCCGCCGCCCGCACCCACCUCGCCGUCGACCUCCACCAGCAGCUGCAGUGGGCUCCUCCUUCCUCCAGCAGGUGCGGCCUCCUCGCUGCUGCUCUCCUCGUCGCUGGUAGCGCCCCCACCUGCAGGGCUCCCCACCAGCCUCCUCUGCCUCCAGCCCGCAGGCCCAGCUCCCUCCUCCUUGGCCCAUCCGCAAGCCCAAGCCAGCGCCUCCGUGUGCUUGCUGCCGUGCUACUGUUGCCGCUGCUAGCUGUCGUGUUACCGCUGCUCCGCGAGUGCUUCGCCGUGUCGCUGCCCAAGUCUUUGUUGUGCGCCAUGAAGACCGAAGAAUCUCCGAGCCGAUGCGGUGAACCACUACUUGGACUACAUCGUCUACUCGACUACGCCGACUAAGUGUACGACUACCUCGUCUACGUCGACUACUACAUCGCGACGCCGCACGAGUCCAAGGUAUAACGAGCGACCGUUCCGUGAAGCCCACCGUCUUUGGCGUAGACUCUUAGGUUGCAAUUGGUGAUAUUCAUGUGUUGUAUGAGAUGCCCGUGAUUGUACCGAUAGUAUUGAUAGUUGCAGGUAACUUGUUGCCAUUGGUGUGUGCUGCCCCGACCUAGUCGGAUCUUUGUGUUAUUCUUGUUAAAUUUUGUGUUGCACCUAUCCAUGUCAUUCUCAUGCAUGAUAAUACAACUAAAUGUUGAGUGUAGUUAAUCAAUUAAACUCUAUUCCUUGCAUAUAGAGAUGUAUAGAUGCUAUGUGUAG